UUCUCAUUAAUUUGAAAAUGGCACAAGAGGAGCACGAAACUCUUGAGCCACCCGCAAGGACGAGCAUCGAUGAUCCAGGGGCACACGACCUUGGUAAGGCUCGUAACGAAUCCUCCGAUUCCGAUGACCAUUUCUCUGACGCUCAAUCUGGUCUCGAGGCAGCUUCUGGAAUUGCCACUCCUGUUAUUCCCCUCACACGGGUCGAGAAAGUCGAUGAUGAGACACGUUAUGGCGAGGAACCUGGUACCGUUGCUUACCGAAUGAGAGAGCAGGACGCUGCUCCUGAUGAGAUAGAAGUCGUACCGGAGGGUCGCAGAUCCGCCUCCAGUCUGUCAAUGUCCAAUCCUACAUCUCCUGGUGGACAGCCGAUUCCCUUGACGGUAGUCGAGAAGGUCGACCCAUCCUCUCCCAGCCACGGAGAAGUCCCAGGAACUGAAGCCCACGAGAAACGUCUCGCAGACGCAGUCCCAGAUCUCGUAGUGAGAAGUGGGAGCCGUAGCCGUUCUUCCACCAUGAGAUCCAGAUCUGGCAGCACUCCUGGGGACCUUCCGAUCCCAGUUACAAAGGUAGAGAGGGUCGACUCCAAGCCAGCUCAUGGCGAGGUUCCUGGUACAAAAGCAUAUGAAAUGAGGCGAGGAGAUGCUCAGCCAGAUAUCGUGGAGGAAGUGGAAGACGUUCCAGGUAAGGACAUUUCGAUGUCUCUUACUUCAGAGCCAUUGACCGAAUCAGGGUCGCCAACAGUGCCUGCUCCUAGGUCCCCAACCGUAAACCACGCGAGACGGAAGUCUUCUGCAGCGGGAAAGAAGGGGGCACCUGUCGCUACAGAUGAUUACAAUGAAGCAGAAGAUGGAUCGGACGGCGGAUUUGGAGAUGACUUUGACGAGUUUGAAGAAGGUGAAGAGUUCGAUGAAUUUGGCGAAUUUGAUGAUGGUUUUCAGGAGGCAGCACCUGCUCCUCCUCAGCAAUCUAUACAGAUAACACCCUCUUUUCCUGUCUUGGACUUCGAUGAUCUUGAUUCCCCAGAAGAUAUCCAAGCAGCUACAGAACCCUACAUGAAUGCUCUUUUCCCACCAGACACAAUCGACACAUCAGUACUACCUCCAAUAUCAGCAGAAAACUCCAUAUUCCUCACACCACGGAGCGCCUCUCUUUGGUCACAACUCGUUGCUCCUCCACCUCUCCAACCUCCAAACUGGAUACGAUCUCGAAUACGACGCCUCUUCCUCGUUUCACUUGGUGUCCCAGUUGAUCUAGACGAAAUCCUCCCAGCAUCCAAACAAAAGAAACUGAUCCUCCCAUCCAUGAACCUCAACCCCCCUUCCGGCUCACCACGAAACUCCACCGACUCGCGAUCCAUCUCCCGCCUAAAGAACGGCGAAGGCAACACAUCCUCCACAUCCGUAGACUCCCAAGGCAAACCCUCGCGCUCAGAUUCAAGACGGAGAAAAGGACCGCCUCCGGCUCCCCAACUAGAUCUUGUUUCAGCCCGGCAGCUAUGUACUAUUACAGACGAGGCAUUGAACGGUCUUACGAUUGAAGAACUAAAGCUGCAUGUGAAGAAGCUAGAAGACAUGCAGGGCACGGCGAAGGAGGUCCUCGAUUAUUGGACGAAGAGGACGGAUGAGAAGUUGGGUGAUAGGGAGGCUUUUGAGGGUGUUAUUGAGAACUUGGUGAAGCAUGCUAGGAAGGUUAGGAAGUAGAUGGCUAUAAUAAUAAUGUACGAGCAGAUAUAUAUCCAC
Molecule: messenger RNA, 1739 nt
Organism: Mollisia scopiformis
Lineage: Eukaryota; Fungi; Ascomycota; Leotiomycetes; Helotiales; Mollisiaceae
Exons: 3
Coding region: 18-1700 (560 amino acids)
Source: RefSeq, a predicted model, not a curated record